AAAGAGAGAAAAAUACACGCCCUCGUCACCAUGUACACGUAGAGAUGACAAGGACAAGGAUCUUCAUCCGAAAUUCAACCAAUAAAAAUUAGCACAACAACAAUAAACGAUGUUUUCAACAAGAUAAGACGAAAGUUGGUCCCCGUUGAGCCCGACUAAUAAAAACCAUUGCAAAGGUUUCUCACCCCGGACACGAAGCAAUGUGCUCCAACACCAGAGCGAGGGUUUUUCGCUGCAAAACCAGUUGAGCUGCGAUCUGCAAACCGCGCGAGGCGCGACCCAUUUUCGCCCCAUCGGAAGCAAAUCGACGGUGCGGCAGAAAACCAUUCCCGCGCAGAAAACACACCACCAAGCCAAGUCAGACGCAGAGCGGAGCCAAAGCCAGCCGACCAUGUCUAGCCAAGCCCCUCGUCGUCGUCCUCCUCCUCCUCCUCCUCUCCCACCCAACCUGCCCCCUCACAUCCCCUACUCCCGCGCGCUGCAGCAGCGCCUCUACCUCCUCGCGCAGCACGCCCGCCGCCGCCCGGGCGCCACCGCCUCCCUCCGCGCGCUCGACCAGCUCCACGCGCAGCUCCUCCUCAACGGCUUCCACCGCAAGCGCUUCCUCCUCGCCAAGCUCAUCUCCCUCGCCGCCGCCGCCGCCGACCUCCCCCGCGCUGAGGCCCUCUUCCUCUCCUCCUCCUCCUCCCCGCAGCACCCUCCCGAGCCCCCCACCCUCGCCAACCUCCUCCUCCGCGCCGCCGCGGCGUCCCGCGCGGGGCCUCCCCAGCUCCUCUCCCUCUUCUCCCGCCUCGUCGGCCGCCACGGGUUCCGCCCCAACGCCUUCUCCUUCUCCACGCUCUUCGCCGCGCUCUCCGGCGCAGGCGCGGCCGCGGCCCCCCACGGAGCCGCCCUCCACGCGACCGCGCUCGCCGGCGGGUUCGCUCUGUCCAGCUCGCACGUCAUGACCAGCCUCCUUGACAUGUACGCCGCGGCCGGGCAGCUCGCGGAUGCCAGGAAGGUGUUCGACGAAAUGCCCGGCAGGACGGCGGCGGCGGCGGCGGCGGCGUGGAACUGCAUGCUCUCUGCUUACGUGCGGUGCCGUGAGGUGGACGCGGCUCUGCGUUUCUUCGGUAAGAUGCCUGGGAGGGACGCGGUGGCCUGGACGACGGUGAUAGCUGGGUGUGCCAGUGCUGGGAGGGCGGCGGAGGCGGUUGAUCUGUUCUGGAGCAUGAGGAAGGCAAGGGUCAAGGACGACUCGGUGACGAUGGUCGCCUUGUUGACGGCGUGCGCGGAGUUGGGGGACCUGCGUCUCGGGCGAUGGAUACAUGCGCGAGUGGACCAGGAAGGCCAUUUGCAGCGGACGGUGUCGCUAGACAAUGCCCUCAUCCAUAUGUAUGUGAAGUGUGGGGCUGUGGAGGAUGCGCACCGCAUGUUUCUCGAGAUGCCGAGGCGGAGUACCAUCUCAUGGACUACAAUGAUUUCCGGGCUUGCGGUCCAUGGUCGUGCCGAGGAGGCUCUAGAAUUGUUUAACCGGAUGGAGGAACGUCCUGAUGGCACAACGCUGCUCGCUGUGCUGUCUGCGUGCAGCCAUUCACGGAAGGUUGACGACGGACGGCAAUACUUUGAGAGCAUGGAAAGAGUUUAUGGGAUCGCCCCAGAGAUACAGCACUAUGGAUGCAUGGUCGACAUGCUCUGCCGCAGCAGACGAUUGCACGAAGCACUUGAGCUCGCAGAGACAAUGCCGUUGCAGUCUAAUGAGGCCGUGUGGGGUGCACUAUUGAGUGGAUGCAAGAGGGAAGAUAAUCUUGAGCUUGCAGCCAAAGUAGUUGAUAGAUUGACUGAGCUACAGCCUGAUCGAGCAGCUGGGCACCUUGUCCUCCUGUCAAACAUGUAUGCGGGUGUUGGUCGGUGGGAGCAGGCUCGGAUUGUGAGGGAAAGAGUGGCUGCACUGCAUGCCGGGAAGCCUGCUGGAGGGAGCUGGGUGAAUCAAAACGAGACCAGCAUGUUGAUAGCAUGAUCUCAACAAAUUGUCUAGUUUCACUCACAAAAUUUCACAUGAAACAUUGGGGCUUUGUGUUCCACAUUUAAAAUGCAGUAAUUAUCAGAACUCGAGGGAGCACAUUUGGGCGUUGCAACCAUCAGGUGUUUGCAUUGACGUUUAUAUUGACACAGUAAUAGAAAAAAGUUCAGAUCUAGAGAAGAUGAAAUGAUCAGUCUGCCACACACUUUCUUUUGACUGUUGGUGCAACUGUGGAAUUAUGCACCAGUUUCCAUCUUCGCUGUUUCAAGCUAUUCGUUGAUAGCAGCAGGGUUGGUUCCAGUGUCACCCGAGAAGCUUAUUGCAUGUGCCAAUGCCAAUAGCAGCAGCAAGAUGC
This is a messenger RNA of Triticum dicoccoides, 2357 nucleotides long. RefSeq names its product pentatricopeptide repeat-containing protein At5g56310-like. Gene Ontology annotation, molecular function: protein binding; RNA binding. The coding region runs from base 392 to 1999 and encodes 535 amino acids. Gene Ontology annotation, biological process: RNA modification. Lineage: Eukaryota; Viridiplantae; Streptophyta; Magnoliopsida; Poales; Poaceae. The transcript is spliced from 2 exons. The record is from RefSeq and is a predicted model, not a curated record.